CACUUUUAACGCUGGACACACUCUUUCCUCGGCUCCUUUCAGCAUUAGGUCCCAGGAAGCCAACAGGAUGUCCGAUAGAGGAGCUUUUGACACCAACGUGGUGACCCUCACCAGGUUUGUACUGGAGGAAGGCAGGAAGGCCCAAGGAACGGGAGAGCUGACAACCCUCCUGAACUCCAUCUGCACAGCUGUCAAAGCUAUUUCCUCUGCAGUCAGGAAGGCUGGGAUUGCUAACCUAUAUGGGAUCGCUGGAAGCACCAACGUGACGGGCGACCAGGUGAAGAAGUUGGACGUCCUGUCCAACGACCUGGUGAUCAACAUGAUCAAGUCGUCCUUCACCUCCUGCGUCCUGGUCUCGGAGGAAGAUGAGAAAGCCAUCAUAGUGGAGCCAGAUAAGAGAGGAAAGUACAUCGUCUGCUUUGACCCACUGGAUGGAUCUUCCAACAUCGACUGUCUUGUCUCCAUUGGGACAAUCUUUGCCAUCUACAGAAAGACCACAGCUGGCGAGCCAUGUGAGCAAGACGCCCUGCAGCCCGGCAGAAACAUCGUAGCAGCUGGUUACGCUCUGUACGGCAGCGCCACCAUGAUGGUCAUCUCCAGUGGGCAGGGCGUGAACGGCUUCAUGCUGGACCCCGCAAUCGGCGAGUUCAUUUUGGUAGACCGAGACGUGAAGAUCAAGAAGAAGGGUAAAAUCUACAGUUUGAACGAAGGGUAUGCACAGCAUUUUUAUCCGGACGUGACGGAGUACCUUCACAAGAAGAAACACCCAGAGGACAGUUCUGCACCGUACGGCAGCAGAUAUAUUGGCUCGAUGGUGGCAGAUGUUCAUCGAACGCUGGUGUACGGCGGGAUCUUCUUAUACCCUGCCAACGUCAAGAGUCCAAAGGGCAAGCUGAGGCUGCUGUAUGAAUGCAACCCCAUGGCCUUCAUCAUGGAGCAGGCAGGAGGCAAGGCCACCACUGGGUCAGAGAACGUUCUGGACAUCCAGCCCACCAACAUCCACCAGAGAGUCCCUGUCGUCUUGGGAUCCCCCGACGAUGUGGAAGAGUAUCUUUCCAUCUACAAGAAGCAUAACAAAUGAGGUUCCCUCCAGUGGUCGUAACUCAUGUCAAGGCUGAUAAAAAAAACAACCAAGAUGCAAAACAUCUGUUUUGUUAUUACCCAAUCACUGGGCUGCACUGAUAAAGAAACCAAACCCUUCCCUCUGGUGUUGCAGUUUGCUGUUCUCAGAAAAGCUACCCUGUAUUUUUUAAAUAAAACAAUCACGUAUCACCGAG
Messenger RNA from Poecilia latipinna (sailfin molly), 1277 nucleotides. RefSeq names its product fructose-1,6-bisphosphatase 1-like. Lineage: Eukaryota; Metazoa; Chordata; Actinopteri; Cyprinodontiformes; Poeciliidae. The record is from RefSeq and is a predicted model, not a curated record. The transcript has 8 exons. Gene Ontology annotation, cellular component: cytosol; cytoplasm. Gene Ontology annotation, biological process: sucrose biosynthetic process; fructose 6-phosphate metabolic process; fructose metabolic process. Bases 68 to 1081 code for a protein of 337 amino acids. Gene Ontology annotation, molecular function: fructose 1,6-bisphosphate 1-phosphatase activity.